AUGAAGCUCGACGUAGAUGUGUUGAGAUAUCUGUCCAAAGAUGAUUUUAGGGUUCUCACUGCCGUUGAAUUGGGCAUGAGGAAUCAUGAAAUCGUACCAACGGAACUCAUCGACCGAAUUGCUCGUCUCAAGCAUGGAGGCACGUACAAGGUUUUGAAGAAUUUGCUCAAGAACAAGUUGUUGCAUCAUGACUCUUCUAAAUAUGAUGGAUUCCGCCUUACCUACCUUGGUUAUGAUUUUCUUGCCAUUAAAACUAUGGUGAACAAAGGAGUGUUUGUUGCUGUUGGUCGCCAGAUUGGUGUUGGAAAGGAAUCUGAUAUAUUUGAGGUUGCUCGUGAAGAUGGAACUGUUCUAGCCAUGAAGUUGCAUAGGCUUGGUAGAGUCUCUUUUAGAGCUGUCAAAUCUAAGCGUGACUACUUGAGACAUCGCAGUAGUUAUAAUUGGCUCUAUUUGUCUCGCCUUGCCGCACUUAAAGAAUUUGCUUUCAUGAAGGCUUUGGAAACCCAUGGCUUUCCUGUUCCAAAUGCUGUAGAACACAAUAGACAUUGUGUAGUCAUGUCACUUGUCCAAGGUUACCCUCUUGUUCAGGUCAAGCAGUUACAGAAUCCAGAGACAGUUUUUGAGACAAUUAUUGGUCUAAUUGUUCAGUUGGCUGAGCGUGGCCUUAUCCAUUGUGAUUUCAAUGAAUUCAAUAUCAUGAUUGACGAUGAUGAAAAAAUUACCAUGAUUGAUUUUCCACAAAUGGUAUCUGUGUCACACCGAAAUGCACAGAUGUACUUUGACCGCGAUGUUGAAUGCGUGUUUAAGUUUUUCAGGAAAAGGUUCAAUCUUUCUUUUGAAGAAACCUUAGAUGAUAUUGAUGGUUCUGAUGAGGGGAGAGAUGAAGCUGGAAAACCCUGUUUUUCUGCAAUAGAAAGAAGUGCUGGUUUUCUAGAUAGGGAACUUGCUGCCAGUGGCUUUACUAGAAAGGAUGAAGAAGAUAUUCAAAGGUUCAUUGAGGGCGGGGCAGAGAGUGAUACCAAUUCAGAUAGUGAAGAGGUUGACUUAGUAGAAGACCUUAAUGAAGCAGGCACUGUAGAUGGUGAUUCUUCAGACUUGUUGGAACAGAAUGAGGGAUAUGAAAGUCAGGGGAAAGAGGAGAGUUGUGAAGCACGUGAAAGCAGUGGAUCGGAAAAGCAAGAUGCAAGUGACAAUGAGGAAAACAAUGAAGAAGCGAUGGAAAAUGAAGCUGAACUCGUUAAGAGCUUGAAUAAGCAAAGACGACGUGCUGUAGCAGCAGCUCGUAAGGGGCGGAAGACUGUCGCAGCCAGAAAUUCCUACAAAGACAAGGGUGGUAGGUCAUCUCACAAUUCUAAAAUCCAGAAACAGCUGAGCAGCUGGUGA
Messenger RNA from Sphenostylis stenocarpa, 1383 nucleotides. NCBI's taxonomy places the organism in Eukaryota, Viridiplantae, Streptophyta, Magnoliopsida, Fabales, Fabaceae. The record is from the annotation of a GenBank genome assembly.